Molecule: messenger RNA, 1260 nt
Organism: Carassius auratus (goldfish)
Lineage: Eukaryota; Metazoa; Chordata; Actinopteri; Cypriniformes; Cyprinidae
Gene: dhps
Product: deoxyhypusine synthase
Exons: 10
Coding region: 156-1247 (363 amino acids)
Biological process (GO): peptidyl-hypusine biosynthetic process
Cellular component (GO): cytoplasm
Molecular function (GO): deoxyhypusine synthase activity
Source: RefSeq, a predicted model, not a curated record
UUUUGUGCCGCUGCGCUUGCCGUAGUUGUUUGGAACAUGUGGAUGAUGAUCAAGUGUGCAGUUCUGUGAGUGAGAUCAGGAAAAGAUCAGAAACACAGAAAUAAACUACAAGCCGGCUAUUACAUACGUAACGGUUGGGUUGUAGUCGGGCGAUCAUGUCUGAAUCUGAUCAGGCUCCGUUUGUGGCGAGGGCCGCGGUACUGAAGGAGAGCAUCGCUCUGCCGGAGGACAUGCCUCAAAUUAAAGGUUAUGACUUCAACCAGGGCGUGGACCACAGAGCCCUGCUGCAGUCCUUCCUCACCACGGGCUUCCAGGCCAGCAGCUUCGGCCAGGCCGUGCAGGAGAUCAACAAGAUGAUCGAGAAGAGACUGGAGCCGAUGCAGGAGAAGCAUGAGAGCUGUGAUUCACAUUCGUCUGCUUCAGGAUGCACCAUUUUCUUGGGCUACACAUCGAACCUGAUCAGCUCCGGUGUGCGAGAGAGUAUUCGCUACCUCGCACAGCACAGAAUGGUAGAUGUGAUCGUGACCACAGCAGGAGGGAUCGAGGAAGACCUUAUCAAAUGUUUAGCACCCACUUACCUCGGCGAGUUCAGUCUAAAAGGCAAAGAGCUACGACAGCAAGGCAUUAAUAGAAUCGGUAAUCUCCUGGUACCAAAUGAGAAUUACUGUAAGUUUGAAGACUGGCUGAUGCCUAUCCUGGACCAGAUGGUGCUCGAACAAAAAACUGAGGGCACACACUGGACACCGUCCAAAAUGAUCCACAGACUAGGCAAAGAAAUCAAUAACCCAGACUCUGUGUACUACUGGGCUUAUAAGAAUGACAUCCCAGUGUUUAGCCCCGCCCUCACUGACGGCUCAUUGGGUGACAUGAUCUAUUUCCACUCAUAUAAGACCCCUGGCCUGGUGCUUGACAUCGUGGAGGAUAUCCGGAGGUUGAACAGCAAGGCUGUGUUUGCCAAGAGCACAGGGAUGAUCAUUCUCGGAGGAGGACUCGUCAAACAUCACAUCGCCAACGCUAAUCUCAUGAGGAACGGAGCAGAUUUUGCUGUGUUUGUCAACACUGGUCAAGAGUUUGACGGCUCAGAUUCAGGCGCUCGGCCAGAUGAAGCCGUUUCUUGGGGAAAGAUCCGCAUGGAUGCCUCCCCUGUAAAGGUCUACGCUGAUGCUUCUAUAGUCUUUCCACUUUUAGUGGCUGAAACUUUUGCACACAACGCCAGCAGGUUGAUCAAGGAGGAGAAGAGCGGCUGAAGGUGUUUUUCUC